Messenger RNA from Saccharomycopsis crataegensis, 6030 nucleotides. RefSeq names its product mitogen-activated protein kinase kinase kinase BCK1 (gene BCK1). The transcript has a single exon. The record is from RefSeq and is a predicted model, not a curated record. NCBI's taxonomy places the organism in Eukaryota, Fungi, Ascomycota, Saccharomycetes, Ascoideales, Saccharomycopsidaceae. The coding region runs from base 1 to 6030 and encodes 2009 amino acids. Gene Ontology annotation, biological process: protein phosphorylation. Gene Ontology annotation, molecular function: ATP binding; protein kinase activity.
AUGAAAACCAUGUCGAGUGGCUCUGGACAAAAUCAGGAUGAAAUGCCCACUUUUCUCCUUGAAAAUGUCCCAGUUAUUGACGAGGGCUCAUCAGGCACCCCAAGUCCUAUAACUCCAUCACUUAGAGGCAGGAAUAACUUAUAUUCCGCCUCUGGUUUAUCAUACCCAAGUAUGAAUUAUAUGAAAAAACGUCCUUACAGAACAAAUUCUGGUGCUGGAACACCAGUAUACUCCAAUAUUUAUCAGCGAUACCCAAGCUCAAAACUCCUGAACCCUUCUAAAACCCCAAUUGAUCAUACGCCAAAGAAAGAUAGGAGCUUUUCUGGAGGAUCAAAUUUGAACAAACCUCACAUGAGUAACCAUUCUUUUGAACCAAAUAAUUUUCCAUACACUCUGUCAACCCCAAAAUCUAACUUUUCAGAUCAUUCAGGAGCCAUUCCAGUUCAUUCAAAAUAUUCGAUUAACUCUGAUCAUCCUACGCUUCAUUAUUCCACCUCAAACAGUUCACUAAACAGCAAGAAAUUGGAUUUUAAUAAUUCUAAAUUUGGCUCAAAAGAAAACCUUCUAGCCGACCACGAUGAUGAUGGUAAUAUAGUUCAUUAUUCAGUCAGCUCGCAUUCGGGGAGCAGAAAUGGUAUGCUAUUUACCAGAACUCCUUCAAGUGACAAUCUCAAUAAGGCCAGACAACAAAAAAAGAUACAUGAUAGUCCAAGUAAUUUUUCCGAUACCAAUAGAUCAUUGAAGGAAAAACAUCGCAUUUCCACAUUAGGCCUAGGAAUAAAGAUCCCAAAGUCGCCAGAUAGAAGCACCGAUUUUGGCAGCGAUAUUAGCAAUAGUGCCCUUAGGACCCCAGAUUCAAAUAUAUUUGAGAAUUCUCCAAUUAGGAAUGCUGAGGACUUUCCGCUUGUUAAUUUUUCAUCAAGAAGAUCUAACGCCUCGCAUAAAAAUUCUCCUGCCUCCGCCCUUAGAAAAAGCAUUAUCGAGGACCCAAUUGAUAAUUCACCAAUAACCGGUGAAUCUGAUAGUUCAGACGAUAUUUUGGCUGAUGUUGUUCGUGACAUGCCUGUUGCAAAUGAAUUGGAUGACCUCGCUCUCAAUGCUAGUGAUGCCGCUCUCGCUGGCGACAUCUCUAGUAGAGACGUCAGCGGUAAGGAAGACAAUUUUAAAAAAGAUGAGGAGCCGCAUAAAAAAGAAAAACAAGGGGAAAUAGGAAAUAGUGAAGCAAAGAACAGAAAUGGAAGAUCAUUCAGCUUUAAUGAAAAGAUCAUGUCAAUGGCAGAAAUUGAUAUAAGCAGAUUUUCCGACAGUGAAGAUGAAGAAAAUUACUUGAAGAAAUCAGGAAGCAAGAACUUGGAUAAGGAGUUGUAUAAGCUGAAAAAUGGAAAAAUAAGUGGAUUCAAAUCACCGACAACAGAAGAACAGGAAGUCACGGCGAAUAUUGAUGAUAUAUUUGAUAAUGAUAAUAAUUUUUCUUCCCCUUUUGAAAGUGUAACAACUAGCUCAAACAUUCCCCCUACCUUUGCAGGUGAUACCAUAGAAGGACCAGAACUACCAUUGAAAAUGAAUAAUAAGGAACCGGGAAAUAUUGAUAGCAGAAAUGAUCGAAGGCCUAUAUCAUUUAUGCCUUCAAGCGAGGCAGACGCAGCCCUAGAAAGCAAAAUUAAAUCUCUAUUAUUAAUGAAGAAACCAUUUCCAACUGAAAGUAUUGAACAAAAGAAAAUGGAAGUCGAAACAUUGAAUGAUAUUGGAAAUGGUUUGGUGAUACCAGACAGUGAAGAUCCAGAAAAAGAUAGCAAAUUAUUUAACAACAAGGCUGACUUGUAUCUUGAUAGAUUUCCGAAUUUUUCGAUAGCUUCAGACUUGAUUAGCCCGCCCAGAUCUCCUACUAAAGCCUUUAGCAAGCCGGCAAUUAGUGUACCAUUGAACCUACCAAUGAAUUCUAAAUCCAUAGGUACUAAUGCUACCACAGACAACAAUAUAGGCCCUUCCUUUUUCAAUGAGAAAGAUGCUGGGCAGAAAAUAAAUGGAGUGGAAGGCUCACCAAAGAAAGCCUCUUUUCAUACCAGGAAAGAUUCUCAAUCAUUAAUUAAUUGGAAUGUGACAGAUCCUGCAGAGUGGACUAUUUCAAGAGUUGUGUUUUGGCUAAAAUUAUAUGGCUUUAAUAAAUCUUGGGUUGAGACUUUUAUAAAUUAUAACGUCUGCAGAGAAAAAUUUCUCGAGCUAACAAACAAUGACCUGUUCUCUAAAUUUAAUACUUAUUUGAAGUUGAAUAAUGAAUACCUUGAUUUUGGGCCUUCUGAUAAAGGAGAUGAUGAGGGAAGCUCUGCUCGCAAAACUAGUACAGGCUCUUUAGUAAAUGGCAAUUUUGAGACUUCCAAGAAUAGUGAUGACAAAGCUGAUGAAAACCCUGAUACCUUACUGUCGAGCUCUUCAAGAUUUCGCUAUUUAUUGAAGAAGACAAUAGAGGAGUAUCGUGCUUCUCCAAUUGAUGCUUCUGCUAUAUCUCUCCCUGAAGUUGGUAACGGGCCCAUGAAUGCUUUUGGAAUUACUGAUGAUUUAAAGCUUUUAUCAGGAAGUAAGAAGGCACUAGAUAAUAUUGCUCGUCACGGAAGAAGUAAUAGUGAUGAUAUCAACCAUUUAACGAAAAAGAAAAAUAACGAUUUAAGACUUGCUGGGAAUAAGACUAGAGGAUUCAAUGUUGACGCAUCGUCAAUGACUGGAGCCAUAGUCACCACUAAUAUCCAGUCAGGAUCAAGCAGCCAAAGUCUAGUGAACUUCCCCGCUGGAGGAACUGGUAGCUCAUCUGCCACAUCUAACUCGUUUAAUGCAAGUAAUGAAAUCACCAGCGGUGGCGCAUUGGGAAACACAAAGGGUGGCAACAAGCGCUUAAGUUAUAUCAAAAGACCAUUUUCGGUAAUUGAUGCUUCGAAGGCAAAAACAGGAAGUGCCACAGGAUCAAAAGAAUCUCCGCUAUCUCCUUACAGCUCAUUAUUCAAAAGAUACAGCAGGAACCCUGAAGGUGCUCCUACUGGAAUAGUGUUCCCAACCAGUACUGGUGGUAAUGUCUCAUCAAGUAAUGGAGCCUUUAAUGAAUCACAUGGCACUGACGAUAAAUCUGAAGGGCUUGAGAAGAAGAGUGGAUUCUUAAAAAAAAAGCUACGCAAAAAGGAGAAGAUUAAAACAGAAUUUAAACAAUUUUCUGCGGUUAGAAAGAACAGUGAGGGAGCUUCGCCAGUCAGCCCCGUCUCAAGCACUUCUUUUGAGACCAGUAGAAGGCAAAGUAAGGAAAUAGUGGGCCACAUUCAAUUAACUGACAAACAAUUCCCGAAACCUUUAAGGCAUAAAUCUUUGAGUUACGUUUUGGUUACAAGAGAUAAUGAGACCUUCGUUCCAGUAGGCUCCGAGUGUUUGCAAUCGGUAACGGACUUCAAAAAGAAUUUGGCGAAGGCAUUAAGUUUUUCAACAACAAGUAUGCUGAAAUUAUCGUUCCACAUGACAGACUAUGAUUCUGAAUAUGGUGAAGCUUUGGAUGAUUCUACAAUUGACAGCUUGAUAAUGUUUUCUUUUAUAAAUUACGAAGUCAAGUUCUUUGUUCAUUGCGAUUCUUUAUUUCUUUCAGAAUUAACAAAUUCGGGUACAAUAAGUACUAGGAGUACAAAAAGCUCUGAUACUGCCUCAUUUGAAAUUGCCGCAGAUAAUCGAGUGGCAUAUCCUGCCACUCCAAGUUCUUUAAUAAAUGACGGCUCCCACAACACGACUAACAAAAAGGGUGAAGAGGUGGAUUACAUAAACUUUAAGGGAGAUGCAGCAUAUUUGCAAACAUCCCAAUAUGGUGCUAGUUUGCCAGGUUCUAAUUUGUCAAAGACUAAUAGUAACUCUUCUUCUCUUACAGCGGAUAGUAUCACAUCUGUCAAUACGUCUAAGUCAUCUUUCUCAGUUAUCCGACCUGAUGCUAAUAAAAGAGAAAUAAAUUUCGAUAAGAAGCGAGAAUCUCCAUACACGAAAAACAGGGUUGAUUUGAUUCCACAGAGGCCAGCACCAGCGCCACCAGCGUCUAGUUUGCAAAGAUCUGCCUCAGUUUCUAAGAGGAUUUCUAGAUCACCUUUAUUAAGCAAGGACCAUGGGGCAUUUUUAGCCACCCAGGAAGCUUCUUCAGAUAAAAAUUUGAAGCUCGGAAAUGAUGGUGGGGGUUCUGAAUCUUUGAAAAGAUCAUCUACUUUAUUGAGACGCUCGUCAAUAAGGGCCUCAUUAGGUAAUAGAGCCUCUAAACUCAGAAAUAGCCUCAACUCUAGUUCAACUUUUGAGGAGAAUAUAAUUUCAUUCGAAGGUGUUCCUUCAUUGGAAGAAGAAUCAGAAGAGUCGGAUGGGUCGGAUGAUUCGGAUGAUGAUUUCUGGGCCAUGGCUCCUAAGGCUAAAACUGAAAAUAAUAGUGCAGUGAAGAGCGAUAGGAAUUUGGCAGCCAGUGGUUCAGAUAGUAAUGUUGCGAAUAAGAAAUCAAAGAAGGCUGAAGAGUUUGCGGAAAAGAGGCAAGCCACUUGCAAUGAGUCAAAGGAGAAGAAAGCCAGUAUCAUUGAUAAUUUGAAGAAAAAAGAGAAUAAGGACAAAUGGGUUGUUAGACCCUCAACUGAUAUUGUGUAUGAUAACCUUGAACAGUUUUUCCCAAAUACUGACCUUGACAAGCCAAUAAUAUAUGAAGUCGAUACUCCACCUGUUUCUCCGUUGGAUCAUAUAGAGAAACCACCGUUUUCUCCUAUUAAUGAAAGUGGAGAAAAAACUGGCAGUUUGCGGAAAGAGACCGUUGAAUCAGUCCCAAACAUGGGUACUGUAUCUAAUGCUGAUGAAGUUCUAAUGAUGCCAGAUGCUGGUGAUAAUAAAAGAGUUUCGCGAAAUAGUAGAAGAAAGACUAUUCGUGGUAUUGCAAGAGAAUACAGUAUUGCUAGAAAGAGAGAAUCUCAGUUACCGGAAGCAAAGAAAAACAGUGCGUUGUUGAGAAGACAAAGCACAAAAUUAUGGGGUAGGAAGGUUGUUGAAUUAACCUCUAUGGAUAUGAAAUACGAUUAUAUCAGCAAAUUAAAAAACAAUAGAGGGGAGAUGAAAAACUUUGCGUGGAUCAAGGGUGAGCUCAUUGGUAUUGGUACCUAUGGCAAAGUGUUCUUAGCCCUUAAUGUUACCACAGGUGAAAUGAUGGCUGUCAAACAAGUCGAUAUUCCUAGAGCUGGCUCUCCUAAUAAAGAAAUGAAAGAUAUCAUUGAUGCUCUACUUCUUGAAGUGCAAACCAUGAAAGACUUGGAUCAUCCAAAUAUCGUUCAAUACCUUGGGUUUGAGGAAGUUGGCAAUACUUAUUCUUUGUUUUUAGAUUAUGUUGCUGGAGGCUCGGUUGGUUCAUGCUUAAGAAUGUAUGGCAGGUUCGAUGAAGAGUUGAUCAAGUUCUUGACAAAACAGGUUACUGAUGGACUUUCUUAUUUACACUCCAGAGGGAUCUUGCACCGUGAUUUAAAGGCUGAUAAUUUGCUUUUGGAUUUAGAUGGGAUUUGUAAAAUCACAGAUUUUGGUAUUUCAAAACGAAGCGAAAAUAUUUACAAGAAUGAUUCGGAAAUGUCUAUGCAAGGUACCAUUUUCUGGAUGGCCCCAGAAGUUAUUGAUAAUGUGGUCCAGAACAAAAAGCAGGGAUACAGUGCAAAAAUCGAUAUUUGGUCCUUGGGUUGCGUUGUUUUGGAAAUGUUCGCGGGUAGAAGACCUUGGUCGAAUGUUGAGGCUCUCAGUGCCAUGUAUCGAAUUGGUAAAACAAAGUUGGCCCCGCCUAUACCUGAUGAUGUUAGUCCCCAUGUUUCUGUAGAUGGUAAACAAUUUUUGAACCAAUGUUUCGAGAUAGAUCCAAAUAGAAGACCCACUGCUUUGGAACUUUUCCAAAACAGUCCAUUUUGUGAAGUUAUUGAUGAUUUUGAUUUUGAAAAGACAAAAUUAGCUGAAAUGGUGAAAUCAAAUGCUAAACAGGUUAAUAAAAAACCUAGAGAAUUUGGCAGAAGAUGA